CUAUUCUUACACUAGUGUUAGUAAUGAUCCUUCUCACUUUUCCUACACCGAACGAGAUAACUAUUCAUGUGGGUUAUAUGUAGGUCAGCAUGGCUCCUCACAAGGUAUGCGUGGUAGGAGCGGGUGUUAGCGGACUCUCCACCGCGGUCAGUAUACAACGGGAGCUAUCUUCAAACGUCCUGGUUACCAUAGUUGCGGAUAGGUUUAGCCCGGACACAACAUCGGACGGAUCUGGUGGUUUCUGGGGUCCACAUCUUGUAAACCCAGAACAAGCAAAGGACAUCAAUAAAUGGGGAAACGAGACAUUUGACUACAUUUUUGACCUGUUCCGUUCACAACAUGGCGCAGAAGUUGGGGCUCAGCUUAUUUCAGGAUACUGCUUUGGUGACGAAGAUUCGCCGUUUGUUGAUAAAUGCUUUGGCGUCCGAAGGCUGACAGAGAAGGAAUCAGCUAUACAUCCAGACAAUCGGACAGGACAAACACUGACAACGAUGAUGAUUGACGUCAAAGCCUACCUCCCGUGGCUGAUGAAAAGAUUUCAGGCAAACGGUGGCAUUAUACAGAAACGAAAGAUAUCGUCGUUGGAUGAGCUCACCUCUCACUACGAUGUAGUGGUCAACUGCACUGGACUAGAAUCAUAUCACCUGAUCGGUGACCACGACCUCCGGCCAGUCAGGGGUCAAGUAUUCAGGGUGCAUGCUCCCUGGAUAAAACAUUUUUACAUCGAUAUUGACCCUUCUAAUCCGGACAACGAGAUUUACGUACUUCCAGGAGCGCGUGAUGUGGUGUUAGGCGGUACUAGCCAAGUGGGAGACUGGAACACACAAGUAAACGGUGCUGACCGUGAUAGUAUUUGGAACGGUUGCUGUAAACUUCUACCGAGCUUAAAGAAUGCAAAGAUACUUGAUGAGUGGGUUGGUUUGCGUCCACAGAGAACAAAAAUAAGAGUGGAGCUUGAGAGGAGACAGAUUAGCAAAGAGAGAAUGUCCGUGAUUGUCCACAACUACGGACACGGUGGAUCAGGUGUCACGCUCCACUGGGGGUGUGCACAAGAGGCCACACGGUUGGUGACGCAUGCGCUACAACAUCUUGUGCCAAAAUCAAGUUUGUAACACAGUGUUCUAUCUGAGAAUAGCAUACCCCGGUCAGUUGGUAUUGUGAAUGAAAAGAUGAAGUACCUUUACUUUUCAGAAUUGGAGAGAAAAUAAACAUUGGAAUAUUAGACAUUAUAUUGUACAUACAAUGAUUUUGACGUGAUUUGAGUUCAUUUUGUCGUGGUGUCAGACUGUGAAAUAUAACGGUACGACUGAAAAAAAGUUAUAUAUAUAUAUAACAAUUUAGUUAACAAGGCCUGUAAUAGAGGUUUUCUAUUACACAAAACGAUAAAAUAUAUGUUGUCAUAUGCAUGAUCUCAUAACUACAAAAGAAAAUGGAAUUCAAACAAUUUAUCUUCCAAAUAGAACAUAAAUAUAGGAUUUCAAUAAUACAAUUAUAACACCAGGGCCCGUAUUCAUGAUCCGUUCUCAUGCUCAAACUCCGAUCCUGUACUCAAGCCCCAUUUAAUAUUCAGAUGAUAAACUUAUAAAGAAUUCACCUUUUGACAAUGAGUUGGAAGAGAUUUACUGAGACUUGCAGUCAAAUACCAUUUUCAGUAUUUACAACUUAUAUGGAGUUACAAGAAAGUUGGUUUGAGCCUGAGCAUGAGAACGGUGUCAUGAGUACGGGCCCUGAGGUAUUUAAUUGAUGUAUAUCAGUACAUCUCAAACAUAUAGCAAGACCGGUUGCAGUUCACGUAUGAACUUCAAUACAUGUAACAAAAUUGACAAAGUUUUGAAAAAAUCUAAUUCAAGUAAACCGUAUUAGAUACAGCGGAGACAUUUUCGUUGAUCGCAUAGGUGAAAAAUAGUGUAAUAUUUAAUGAGACAAAAUGUAAUUGAUGAAAGUUAACCCAGUUUUAAAACAAAAUAUGUUUCUUCAAAAUAUUAAUAAUUUAUCAAAUUGUGUGCUUUUUAGUAGAGUGAUGUACCAUUACUUGUACAAUAUUUAAAUAUCUUUCAUGCAACUGAAUCUAUUAAGUGUAAAGAAAAUAAUAACGGAUUAUAUUUCCCUGCAACUAGCACUUACGGUUCUUGUCAUCAGAAAGUUAAAUACACUCAGAAUAAAAUAAGAUAAAUAUCAUUAAUAAAGAAACCUGUCAAAGGAUAACGUGAAACUGCUCUUAACAAAAUAACCGAUUGACUGUCAUACUAUAUGGCUAUUUUUGUCAGUGGACUUGAGAAAAUUAAAAGAGGUUCAGAUCUGUUUAAGUCAACAUAUCAUCAGACAAAGAUGCAAUUUUUUUUAAAUAGACUGAUGGCUAGUCAAACCAAAGACUACUGAAACCAGUUAAAGGGAAAAUGUAUA
Messenger RNA from Mizuhopecten yessoensis (Yesso scallop), 2403 nucleotides. Its product is annotated as D-amino-acid oxidase-like. The record is from RefSeq and is a predicted model, not a curated record. The transcript is spliced from 10 exons. Bases 90 to 1112 code for a protein of 340 amino acids. Gene Ontology annotation, molecular function: D-amino-acid oxidase activity; FAD binding. NCBI's taxonomy places the organism in Eukaryota, Metazoa, Mollusca, Bivalvia, Pectinida, Pectinidae.